AUGAAGGGAUUCACUUUGAUCUCAGUGUUUGGUGCUGCUGCACUUGCUCAUCCAACCGGCCUGUGGUGGGGCACGGAUGUCUGCUACACCAGUCCAGACAAGGUUGAUAAUCAGUGCUCCCCUGCCCAGCAGGUUGGAUUCGACUGGUCUCAGCUUGGAAAUGGUGAUAACUGGAGCUUCGACGGUUUCAACUUUGUCGGAUUCAGUGCCAAAGAUGGCUGCGCCAGCUCUGAUGGCUCUUGCAUCGGUGGCCAACUUAGCCGUGAGGAUGGCUACACACUCGAAGUGAACACCGCAGACACUCCGUUCUCUAUUCGCAAGUUCCACCUUUCAACUUCUCGUGAUACGGAUGUCCUCAUCACAUACGAGAUGCCCAAGGGACGUCCCUGUCGUCAGGUUGCUUUCAGCUCUCGCCAGGGAACUGAUGUGCACAACGAUCAGUGCGGCGGCGCAACUGCGGUCAAGUUCCAGCUCCCCGAGGAAAGCAAGUUUGGUGAAUGCACACUGGACAUUCACUCAAUCAACUUCGACUGCUCAGCUGGAGAGGAACACACUGAACACCCCACUAGCAGCAUUACUCCGUCUGAGCCUGAGCCUACCCCCAUUCCCGAGCAUGAACACGAGCACACGUCGGUUGUGGAAGUUUCCUCGCCCUCUCCAUCGGUGCAUGUGCACCACCCCACGUCAAUCUGGGAGGCUUCUUCGCCCUCUCUGUCGGUUCAGGAAUAUGAACACACUUCGACCUGGGAGGCUCCCUCGCCCUCUCCGUCGGUGCAUGAGCAUCAACACACAUCGGUCUGGGAGGUUUCCUCUCCGUCUCCCCCAGAGCAUGAGCAUCAUCAGCCAACUACUACCAUUGAUCCAGUCGUGUCUGUCCCUAGCCAAACUCACUCGGUGGUAACCGUGUGGACAACUACAGAGGUCACAGUCACCAAAUGCGGACCCACAGUUACUGACUGCCCUGCUCAUUCUACUGUUGUUGUUACCUCUACUCGCUCUGUAUCAACCACAACCUGUCCUUCUGGAUCCACAGAGCCCAAUGCUGGUCAUUCACUCCCCACGAUCCUUCCCUCGAGCUCAACCUCAACCAGCUGGAUCACUGCUGCAACUACUGUCUCCACUACCCCCAACAUUCCCACACCUGCUCCAUGCCCAGAGCUGGUUCCCAAGUGCAUGAACACAUGGCUGUCAAUUCCCAAAUGCGACUCCAACAGUGAUGCCGCUUGCUUCUGUCCUUCUUCGGAGUUCACGGACAAGGUCAAGUCCUGCAUUCAUGCCUGGGGUAACUCCAAGCAGGAGAUUGAUUCCGGACUUUCUUACUUCGCUGGAAUUUGCGCUCCAUACGUGCCCAAGAACCCUACUAUCAUUGACAUCGUGCCGUCCCAAAGCCCUCCUGACUCCCAUGUCACGGCCACUGCAUCUGAGCCUGUCGAGACUCCCUGUACCACCCUCACUUGGUCCUCUCACACCGUGACUGUUCCGCAGGUUGGAUUCAACACAGUCACUGGUAGCUCCACGACUUCUGUGGGUCUGGUCGUUGGUACUCCUGCAAGUGCCCAGGUCACUUCGCCUUCUCACACUGGUCACUCCAAGAAGCCUUCGGCGACAAGUACCCCGUGCUCUACUCACACUUCUACUCUGAUUACCACCGUUUUGCCGAGGCCCCCUACUUCUACAAAGCCUGGUUCUGAGCCCACGGAAACUGUUGUUCACGCUAACGCUGGAGCGAAGCCCUACGUCGGUUAUCUUUGGGCCUUCGGGUCUGCUGCUCUAUUGUUUGCUCUGAUUUAG
Molecule: messenger RNA, 1791 nt
Organism: Penicillium brevicompactum
Lineage: Eukaryota; Fungi; Ascomycota; Eurotiomycetes; Eurotiales; Aspergillaceae
Exons: 3
Coding region: 1-1791 (596 amino acids)
Source: RefSeq, a predicted model, not a curated record